Molecule: messenger RNA, 3335 nt
Organism: Lynx canadensis (Canada lynx)
Lineage: Eukaryota; Metazoa; Chordata; Mammalia; Carnivora; Felidae
Gene: STK39
Product: serine/threonine kinase 39
Exons: 18
Coding region: 540-1868 (442 amino acids)
Biological process (GO): protein phosphorylation
Molecular function (GO): ATP binding; protein serine/threonine kinase activity
Source: RefSeq, a predicted model, not a curated record
CUCCUGCUAAGAAACCAAAGUUGGCAUCUCCACGAUCACCGUGCCAACUCCUGGGGCCACAGCCCGGGGACGCUGCGGUUCCCUUUUCUCUUCUCCGCAGCAUUUGGCACCGUCUGUCCUCUCUCCUCCUCCUUUCCUGCUCCAGGAUCCACUUCACCGUAUGUAUGUCUGCGGCUGCAGCCGCCACCUGAGAUGCUGAGGGUCUCCCUGUUCCGGGGGCUGGCGCGUCGGCUGCCCUUGGUAUGUCUUGGUUUAGAUGCUCCGGACAACGUGGCACUCACAGUUAAACUCAUCGUCUGUCCUCCUUUGCCUCAAUCCUGAUGAGCUUCGUCGACAUCCUCCAUCUUCCUUAAGACCCUGGCGCGUGACGCAAGGACGCCGGUCAUCCCACGCUCGCCCGUCUUCUUUCAUCUCCCGCAUCUAAUUGGUCAUCAGUCCUAGGCAGUGGAGCUACUGCUGUGGUCCAGGCUGCCCUUUGCAAGCCCAGGCAAGAACGUGUAGCCAUAAAGCGGAUCAACUUGGAAAAAUGCCAGACCAGUAUGGAUGAGCUAUUAAAAGAAAUUCAGGCCAUGAGUCAGUGCAGCCAUCCCAACGUAGUGACCUAUUACACCUCUUUUGUGGUAAAAGAUGAACUUUGGCUGGUCAUGAAAUUACUAAGUGGAGGUUCCAUGUUGGAUAUCAUAAAGUACAUUGUUAACCGAGGGGAACACAAGAAUGGAGUUCUGGAAGAGGCAAUAAUAGCAACAAUUCUUAAAGAGGUUUUGGAAGGCUUAGACUAUCUACACAGAAAUGGUCAGAUUCACAGGGAUUUGAAAGCUGGUAACAUUCUUCUGGGUGAGGAUGGUUCCGUACAAAUAGCAGAUUUUGGGGUAAGUGCAUUCUUAGCAACAGGGGGUGAUGUUACCCGGAAUAAAGUAAGAAAAACAUUUGUUGGCACUCCGUGUUGGAUGGCCCCUGAAGUCAUGGAACAGGUGAGAGGCUAUGACUUCAAGGCUGACAUGUGGAGUUUUGGAAUAACUGCCAUUGAAUUGGCUACAGGAGCAGCGCCUUAUCACAAGUACCCUCCUAUGAAAGUGUUAAUGUUGACUUUGCAGAAUGAUCCACCCACUUUAGAAACAGGAGUAGAGGAUAAGGAAAUGAUGAAAAAGUACGGCAAGUCCUUUAGGAAAUUACUUUCCCUGUGUCUUCAGAAAGAUCCUUCUAAAAGGCCCACAGCAGCAGAACUUUUAAAAUGCAAAUUCUUCCAGAAAGCCAAGAACAGAGAGUACCUGAUUGAAAAGCUGCUUACAAGAACACCAGACAUAGCCCAAAGAGCCAAAAAGGUGAGAAGAGUUCCUGGGUCAAGCGGUCACCUUCAUAAAACCGAGGACGGUGACUGGGAGUGGAGUGACGACGAAAUGGACGAGAAAAGUGAAGAAGGGAAGGCCGCUUUUUCUCAAGAAAAGUCCCGAAGAGUAAAAGAAGAAAAUCCAGAGAUGGCGGUGAAUGCCAGCAGUAUACCCGAGCAAAUACGGUCCCUUUCUGUGCAGGAUCCUCAGGGGCUACCCAAUGCUAGCGAAGACUACAGAGAAGCUUCUUGUGCUGUGAACCUCGUUUUAAGAUUAAGAAACUCCAGAAAGGAACUUAAUGACAUACGAUUUGAGUUUACUCCAGGAAGAGAUACAGCAGAUGGCGUAUCUCAGGAGCUCUUCUCUGCUGGCUUGGUUGAUGGUCAUGAUGUAGUUAUAGUGGCUGCUAAUUUACAGAAGAUUGUAGAUGAUCCCAAAGCUUUAAAAACACUGACAUUUAAGUUGGCUUCAGGCUGUGAUGGGUCGGAGAUUCCGGACGAAGUGAAGCUGAUCGGGUUUGCCCAGUUGAGUGUCAGCUGAUGUAUGUCCCUUGACAUCUCCCCCUGAUCUGUCAUGCCCCCACCUCACACCAUUUCCCUCGAUCUUCCUCCCCCACCCCUACUCCCUCCCCCUCACUCCCAAUUCCCACAAAAUCAGAAGAUUGUGAAGAGUCUGGCUUCAGUGACAUGGGAUAAAAAAGAAUUUUUUUAAACUUACAACACUCCGAGUUCUGCUUUAUUCUCUAGCAAUCCACAGUAUGAGAACAAGCAAAUGCCACAGCUGCACGACUGUUGCUAAUUUUUCCAAAAGCUAUUUAAUAUUCUUAGCAAUCAAUUCGGAUAUCCCUUAAGUGAAAAGAAUCUGAAAUACACUCAGGUGGUCCUAUUUAUUGGCAACAAAAGGAAUUUUUUCUAUCAGAAGCCUAUUUCUUCUUUCAUUGUUCUUUCUGUUCUACUUUAAUUGUACAUCUGACAAUACUGCCUCUUUUAUGUUGUAUUUAGAAAUUAAUAUACUUAUAAAAUUAAGAUUUAUUAGCCAAACUUGAAUUCUAGUUUUAAAACUGACUGUGAAUUUUAUUUUUCAUAUAUUUAUGCAUUACACACCUUAGCUAUAAGAAGAAAAGUUUUUGAUUAUAUGCUUCUUGCAGUUAAUCUCUUGUUAUUUAAACAAAAAAAAAUUCAGGUCUAUCUUUGGAGUAUUUAUAACUUUUGAUUUUUGAAAUGACUGAAUUAGGAACUUAGAUGCUUAUUCUUUUGGUUUGUUUGCCUAAAAACCAAUCCACAAUCUGAUUGUCUCUUGGGAGAGGGAGGUGCCUUGCAAACUUUCAUAUUAAGAAUGUGCCUGAGGCUGCUUUACUCUGGAAUAGUCUCAGAUCUAAAACUUCCUCUACAUAAAGUGGCAUAUGUAAGUUUUGCUUCAUUGGAACAUAUAGAAUGCUAUAUAAAAUGUUGCCAUUCUAUUAGACUGCUAAUUAUGUACCCAUCUCUGAUUUGACUUCUCUGUGAUAGGAUUUGUUAUUCCAAAGGUGAUAAACUUGAAGAUACCAGAAUCUGAGUUUUACUUGAAAUUCUGCAGAAUACCCAGAUGGAGUGAAAAAUAGAAAGGGUUUUUGUGCAAUGACUAAAAAAAGGUAAAAUGCUGUUAAGUUUCGAGAAUAAAUACUUUCACCCAAGUAGCCCUCUGCUUGACUAUAUAUUAAGGAAUAGUAAACCUUAGGAUUUUCAAAAUUGGAGUCUAAACUUUCAGGGAGGUGGGCUCCCAGGAUGGUACCAUUGCUCUUUCCUAGCUAACCCUAGAUAUGGCAGCUCUUUAAUGUACUUUAAAAAGCAAAUAUAUAUUACUAAGGAAAGAAAAGUUAUUUAUAAUUGCCUUGUCAUAAUUGUUAAGGUGUUCUAGAGCCAUUUGCAUACAACUUAAUGUAAUUUCAUUCCAUUCUAUUGUUUACACAACAAUUACUCAAAGAUGACUGCAAAGGUAAAAGGAAAAUAAAAGUGUAUUGCACAAAGA